GAGGAAGCGCAGCCGGCGCAGAGCGGCCCCGCAGCCGGCCGGAGCCCCGCCGUCGGAGGUGGGCAAUGCCAGCCGGGCCACGCAUGUUGACAAAGAGCAGGGAGAUGGAUCAUGGCGUCAGCCUGGAGAACCCCUAUGCCAGUGUCAACAUCCCACGGGACCAGUUCCAGCAAAGCUUCAUCACUCGUUACCUGAAGGACAAGCCCACGGUCAUCGCCAACCCUGCAGCCGUGCCCACCUAUGGCGUGAAGGAGCAGCCAGAUCCCGCUGGCAGCUGGAACAGCCCAACCAUUUCCACAGAGAAGUCCUGGUCCCGUCCCUACAACCCCUAUGCCAGCCUGAGGAUGACCAACAGGGAGUCGCCUGACUCCUUCUACACCGUCACCUUGGACAGGCCACCCCAGGGCCAAGAGUGGGAGGCUGGCAGGCGAUGCGGCUGCUGCAAGUGCUGCCCCUGCUGCAGAAAGUGCUCCUGUGUCAUCUCCUAAGGUCCCCUGCUGCACCCGUGGGCUGUGCUGACCAUGGGACAGGGCCAGGUGGCCCCGUGGGAUCGUGGCUGCCUGGCCUGGGCACCCCAGGGAGCUGCCCCCGUGCCCGGCAGAGCUGGCAGCUGGGAGGUGGCACUGGCUGGACUCUGCUGUUGCUAUUCACCCAUGAGCUCUGCAGCCAGGUAUGCCAGUGAUGGGCACCAGCCAGGUCCUGAGAGCCCAGUGUGGGGUGUGGGGGAGACAGCCAGGUCCCCCCUGCCCUGCCGAGCCCCAGGAGCCUUGAGGAGGAUGUGUGCCAAUGCAGAUGCCACUGAGAAGUGCCUGUACUGGGGAUGGGGCAGCACUUUGAGCCUGCAAUCCUGUACGAGCCCUUGCUGGGAACUGGGAAACCUGCAACUCUGGGGAAGGUGCAGGCACUGCCCACCUGCCAGAAUGUGGGUUUGGCCAAGGGCAGCCCUGGGUGCGUGGCAGAGGAGGGCAGCGGUGUCACUGUCUUGGAGCAGUGGAGAGGAGCCAGGGACCUCAGCCAGGAUGGGGACCCACCUCCCCAGAACUGAGCGGUCCUCCCACCCACAGCAUCAUAGGGAUGGUGCAGCACCCCGUGCCAAGCUCUGUCUGGGUACCGCUCCUCCUCACCAUACAGCUGAUGGGACAGAGGGAAGGGGACAGGGAGGACAGACAGACCAAGUGUGGCAGAGGCCCCAGGGCAGCACAUUAAUGUCACAGUGCCAGGAAACCCCCAGCCCCAUUUGGUUCCUCCUGCCAAGCUUGCAGGGUGCUGGGAACAACCUCCUGCAUCCUGGCUUGAGGCUCCACACUGUUUUGGGGCUGGCUGCAGUGUGGAGGGCUGGCCCAGCUCCAGCAGCGGGGGAGCACUGGGGCACCCCGUUUGGGAUGCAGAUCCCCAUCGUUCGUCUUCUGCAACCCCCUGGGCAUCGAGGAAGGUGAGCGAGGAGCCCGCUGGCCUCUUCGCAGCGUGCUGGGGUGGCUCUAGGCUGGGGUUUCGGCUGGGACUGGCGCCGCCGACCUGGAACAAGCCUGUCGUUGUGUUGGCGUCCCACGGGUGGCCGUGCUGCCAGGCGGCAGCUGCGUAAGCACCGGGGCUGCUGCAGGAACUGCCUGGUCUGCAGGGACAGGGGCUUGGAAAGAGUGCCUGUGUUAGUAGAUGACUUCAGGGUGCUGCAAAUAAAAUUACAGCCAUCUCCUCCCCUGCCAA
Messenger RNA from Tyto alba (common barn owl), 1704 nucleotides. It is a transcript of the gene CYSRT1, whose product is annotated as cysteine rich tail 1. The transcript has 2 exons. NCBI's taxonomy places the organism in Eukaryota, Metazoa, Chordata, Aves, Strigiformes, Tytonidae. The record is from RefSeq and is a predicted model, not a curated record. The coding region runs from base 66 to 488 and encodes 140 amino acids.